AUGCCAUCCUCGUCGACUGACAGCGAGUCGACCAGUUCUACUGGGUCAAAGACAAAUAACUUCUUUAAGAAGUUGCAAAAUAAGACAUUCAAUAAGCACCACGAACAUGAUGUUCAGCUACCAAAGAAUAACGGUCAAGCCGAUCAUUUAAAGUCCAGGGACAAAUCGCAUAAUAUUUUGAGACAUUUGAAACCAAGCCAUUCACAUGUCGUAGAACCUCCUCAAAUACGCAGUUCAUCUGACAGUUAUGGACCGAAGGGCAAGUUGACGAAAUCCAAUACAAGCCUGGGCCAUUCUAUUAUAUCGAAGUCGAAUAAGAAUAUGAACGAUCUUUUGGGCACAUCCGGCAACGUUAUUGCAUCGCCAAGAGAUACCACAAUUCCCAGACCGACCGCUAAAUUGGGACUCCCUUCUGUGGAUGAAUACAAACCUAGCAAACCCCAGAAACUUGAGUUUAAUCCUUUUGGGAUAAACAAUAGUGGUCUCCAAUUCAGCAACUCGUCGUCUCAAUCAAAAAAGUCUCGCACUUUUGAUGCAGUCGAUGACGAUACAAAUGUGCUACCAUACCCUGUGGAUAUGCCCAAUGACCACCUUCCUGAUGAAUUUAAGCUAGAACAUCAAGUUUUAUUUGAUGAAUAUCAGUUUCCAAAGGACGAGCCGGGCAAUAUAGGAACAGGAGCUUCCUCAUCAGUUAGAAAAAUCCAUAAAAUUAACAAGCCGAAAGAAGUGUAUGCAUUAAAGAAGUUUGUGUUGUUCAAGGGUGAAACACCUAGCGAGUUUUACCAGCGUGCGUCUAAAGAAUACAUCAUUCAUAGAAACCUCUUCAAUGGCCUCCACAUCGUGAAAUGCUAUGCACUUAUCAGAAUUCCUCACCAACAAAACCUGACAAGAGGUUGGGGUUUUGUUCUUGAGCUAUGUAAAGCAGACCUUUUUACGGUUAUGACGUCCCCCAACUGGUCCUUCACAACACCAGCAGAAAAAUUGUGUCUCUUCAAACAAACUGCUUACGGUAUCAAGUAUAUGCAUGAGUGUGACAUUGUCCAUCGGGAUAUCAAGCCAGAAAACAUUUUGCUAACUGCUGAUGGCUGUGUUAAACUCACAGAUUUUGGUGUUUCUGAUUAUGGACACCAAAUUCCUGGUGAUUUUAGCUCAGACAUCAAAUAUAGUACACAGCUCGUUGGAUCGCCCCCUUAUCAGCCUCCAGAAGUUGAAGCACUGCACGAUGUGCCCAUAUCCAAAAGAACUCCUUAUAACCCUUUCAAGAUGGAUCAUUGGGGAUUAGGAUUGCUGCUUUUCGUUCUCUUCUACGGCGGUACACCGUUCGCAGAAAGCUCAAGAAAAACUUGUCCUCAGUAUAGAGAUUAUGAGAUUUCUUACUCUCAGUUGUGCUCCAAAGUUCCUUCCUUCAGGAAGAAUGACUAUACUAAAUGUCCCGCGAUCGAGUCACGAUUUGCCAAAAGAUUUCCCGAUCCGGGCGUUGCUAGAGUUGCUUGGCGUCUAGCAGACCCCCAAGCAUCGACCAGAUACACUCUUUAUGACCUUUUCAAUGAUCCAACAUUCCAACAAGCUGAGAUGUGCAUCGAUGAAAAUGAGUAUGAAUGCAAUUUUUUCCAUCACCCAGACUCAAACUUCAAAGGCAAGUUUGAGUAUGGCCACAAUAGCUCUUCGGCAUCUUCCCUUGACUCUUCACAUUCUAUUUCCCAUGCAUCAGCAUCGGCUCUCAAAAAUUCCUCCAAUAUGAGCUCCCUAGCUUCUGCUAGGUCCAGAGCGUCAACUAUUCAAUCGGUGGCUCGCACGUCGAGUAUGCUUGAUGUAGGCAAGUCCAAAAAACCUCUUACAUCCAUGGUGGAUAUAGCUGUCGCCAACGAAUCGCCAAAACACGAUCAUUUAGAGGAAAGAAAACAAAAUUCAUCAUCCUCAUCUUUGAAUUCUCCUGAUUCUCCUUUGACUAUUUCUGUUCAUUCAAAAUACGAUGGAGAAAACCCAGCUAUUGGUACACUUUCACUUAAUGACCGAACAAACGCUCAAGAUGAGAAAGAUGAUGGUAGCGAUAGCCAACAUGAAGUCACCCCUCAAACAGAAAUUUCACCAGACCUGAAAUCUACAGGAAUGUCUAGAGCGGCAUCCGUGGUGACUCUCGAUUCCCUGUGUACCAUAGAUGGACCACAUCCAAUUAAACUCCAAGAUAAUGGAAUACUCAAGGUUAUACCUUCUGACGUGAUAUGCAAAUGUGGAGGGAGCAAAAAAAACCAUAACCAUUUCCAUAACAAAUAG
Molecule: messenger RNA, 2274 nt
Organism: Ogataea haglerorum
Lineage: Eukaryota; Fungi; Ascomycota; Pichiomycetes; Pichiales; Pichiaceae
Exons: 1
Coding region: 1-2274 (757 amino acids)
Biological process (GO): mitotic DNA damage checkpoint signaling; protein phosphorylation
Cellular component (GO): nucleus; cytoplasm
Molecular function (GO): protein serine/threonine kinase activity; ATP binding
Source: RefSeq, a predicted model, not a curated record